Naegleria gruberi is the source of this 1500-nucleotide messenger RNA. RefSeq lists its product as uncharacterized. The transcript has a single exon. Bases 1 to 1500 code for a protein of 499 amino acids. NCBI's taxonomy places the organism in Eukaryota, Heterolobosea, Eutetramitea, Acrasida, Naegleriidae. The record is from RefSeq and is a predicted model, not a curated record.
AUGGAGGAAAAACACAUGAUCGAAACUUUGUCUGAAGAUAUUGAAAACCUAAUCAACAAAGAACGGUCGGAUAUUAAUAUUAUUACACAGGAGUUGUUGGAUGAAAAAGAUAAAAAAAGAAAAAUUAAUGCAUCGGAAGAUUAUAACAAAAAGGCAAAGGUUGAAAGUGGUAUCAUAAAACAUUCGGAUGAUUAUAUUAAAAAACUAUUGGAUACACCGUACUUGGAUUGGACAAAGGAUGAAGUUUUUUAUUUGUUAUGUACUGAGAGAAAUAAGGGUGGUGUUGGUUUGAGCAAGGAGGUUUCAGGUUUAUUUUGUGAAGGUGAUUUCUGUGGUGAAAGUAUUGGUAGUAUUAUUAGAAACCAACCUAUCAACCUAUCCGAAGCAAUUACCACCAUAUCCCAAAAGUUCCCAAAUGUUGAUCAAAAUAGUAUUAUGGUUGUUAUAUUAUGGAUUGGUGGUUUAUUAAUUUCUGGUAAUUUAAAAGAGAAAAAAUCAAUUAUUGAUAUCAACAAAGGCAGAAUACAACAGAUAUCUGCUCUCAAUAAUGCCAGUACUUUUAUGGAAUUUAUUGGAGUAGAAGAAUUAGGAAAAACUAUAUCAAAGACUUUACUUACAAGAUUUUCAAAUAAUACAUUACAAUCCACUCUUGAUAAAACCCAAGUACCAAUCAUUGUAUUUGCAACUUCACCAGGUACAGGAAAAACUAGAAAUGCAAUGGAAGUAAUUAAUUGUGCAAAACAAGUUUGUGAAGAUAAGAGUUUACAAGAAUAUUUAGAUAUCAGAAUUGAAUUGUACUUGCCAAUGGGAAGAAAUGGAAUGGGUUAUGGUAGAUACAAAAGUGAUUACAUUAAGACUCCAAAUUAUGCAAAUAGAUUUUUUGCUAUUAGAUUGUGUUAUUUAUUUUCCACUUAUUACUUGCAAUCUGAAUUUAAUGAAAACGACUGGGUCUUGGAUAGUGUUGCUAAUUUUUGUUCUUGGCUUAAAGAUGAAUAUUUUGCCUCUUCAAAGAUUACAAUUGUUGUGGUUAUUGAUGAAUUUCAAAAAUUGAAUGAGAAUGAGUAUAAGUAUUUGGAAGAAGUUGUGGACGACACAAUUAGAUCUGGUUUAGAUGUGACAAUUAAUACUUUUGGAGAGGUUUGUACUAAAUGUCUAACAGAUAUACUCUUUGUUCCAAUAUUUUCUGGAUUAUCAUUUACACCUAUUAAUAGAGCUAUUAAACAAUCAACUCAUCCAAUUCUCCAUAUCCAACCUAUUAGACUACGUAUGUCUAUGGUAGAUAUUUUACAAUUUCUACGUAACUACUUAAUAAGAUGUACAAAACAAGCUACAAACUUGGGAUUGAGUUAUUCAAAUUUAUUGACACAUCCAGAAUUAUCAAAGUGUUUAAAUAGAUGUUGUGGUGUUCCAAGAUUAAUAGAAUACAUGUUAAACGCAAUGGCUUUCUCUGGAUCUAACUGGCAAUCCAUAUUUAAUAACAUUGAAAGAGGUAAUCCUUGA